Messenger RNA from Porites lobata, 7407 nucleotides. NCBI's taxonomy places the organism in Eukaryota, Metazoa, Cnidaria, Anthozoa, Scleractinia, Poritidae. The record is from the annotation of a GenBank genome assembly.
AUGCCCUUCCGCCAUCUUGCAAGAAUUGCUCUUUAUGUUGCAAGUGUUGAAAACAGGUUAAUUGUAAGGUGUUUUUCUCGUUCAUUCACUUUCAAAAUGCCUCCCAAAAAGAAGGAAGAAGAAAAACCAACACCUUUAAUGGGAAGAUUUGGAACGUCACUGAAGUGCGGAAUAGUAGGGCUUCCAAAUGUAGGGUAAGUCAAUUGAAUACGUGCAUGCAACAGGUCUAUAUUUUUUUUCGCCUGAUCGUGAGUCUGUUGUUUAUCCACGUGGAUUUUCAGGAAAUCAACCUUCUUCAAUGUUUUGACCAAGAGUGCAGCAGCAGCCGAAAAUUUUCCAUUCUGCACAAUAGGUCAGUGUAUAGUAAGCAGUGCUACUUCUAGCUCGAAAUGAUAACUGUCUUUAUUUUAUUUCCAUGUUCUCUGUCUCGUACCCUUCAGGAGCCCUUCGAUCUUCCCAGAUAAGUCGGGAGGAUGGAAGGAGUUGUGGGAAUUUCGAGACACCGCUAGGAUACAUGGGUGUCCUAUCGUUACUGAUCAAAAUUUCAAUGUCUUGAAAUUGUGUGGCUGUUUCAGAGUUAAUCUAUUUUACAGAAAAUCAGUGAAUUCGCCUCCAAUCGAUGAGAUUUAUCUCGUUGUUUAUUUUUUUAAACGUCGUAGAAUUGAUUAAUGCAGGUUAACAUUGUCAAUCAAUUGAUCUUCUCUACCUUCACGUGAGAAUUUUCCAAAUUAUGCUUUACCAUGCAUGCAAGCACCACAGUUUCAAAAAUCACAUGUACCUCUUCGGCACUGCAUCUAAGUUCAGCUUUUCAGUGACUCUUCAAUGGCUGUGAGGGUCAGGGAGACUAGACUUGCACCAAGUCGACUUCUUUUAUCAGAAACAAGAUGAUCACUCGCAGGGGGGUUAAUUAACAUUGGGGUGAACUCGAUUUAUUACAGGACUUACUCACUAUCGGGAAAAACCACUGGUUGACCUAGCAGUGUAAGGGUCUUUAUCUCCUUUUCUACUAUUGUGUUUUAUGCUAUUGAGGAUGGUGAUUGCUAACUACUUUUUUGCAACCAGGGAGGAGUUAACACGCUAGGAGGUCUUAUAUAUUGUUUUAUAAAGUGUCCAGGUUUAUUAUUAUUCAUAUAAUCUGCUUGACUCUUUACCUCAGCUUAUCAUUUUUCCAGUCAUAAAUUGGUGCUUGAAGGCCUUUAGAACAUUAUAGCCUUAAAAAGCAGAUGCUGCCAGUCAUUUUGUAGAGGAAGUGAUUUAGAACUUGUUUGAGUCUUUUACAUGUUCAUUUCUGUCAUUCACAAAUCAGUGGCGUCUCUUUCUAAAUAAACCUGUUACAUUUACACCAAUUGCAAUGAUAAUAUUAUUAUUUAUUAACAAUAUUUCUUGUAUUUUUAUUUUUCAGAUCCCAAUGAAAAUAAGUAUCAUUCAAUUUUGUCAUAGUACUUACAGGUAGCCUUCAAACAGGCAGUGAAAAUGUCAAUAGAGCAUUUUUACGUGAUGUCACAGUGGCUACGUUAGUGUUCCAGAACAAUGGAACAGUGGCCUUGUUAGUUUGCUAAGCCAAUCAUAUGGGGGUUGUACUCUUUUCUAAAUAAGAAAACACUUACUUUUGUUCCAGGAAAUUUACCUCGUGAAAAUGCUCUAUGGACAGUGGAACCUGUCUUCAAUAUAGACACCCUAGUAGAGUGGACAGCUUCCUUUUUCAUGUUGUUCCUAACAUGCGAGCCCAUGAUAUUUGUUUUGUGAGCCAGUAAAUCCUAACAGAAGAUGCUUUGGCAUGUACUUUUCCAUGGUCGUUACUUGUAUUACUGUGGAACUGCACAGAAAUCCUUCCUUACAACAAAAGUUGCCCACAGUUUCCUGAGUUUCACAGUGAAAAACUCAAGUAAAUUUGUGUCGAUAGAUAAUCCUUUUUUAUUCUUUCUUUCUGUUGCACGUCGAGUGGCUGUUCCAGAUGAAAGAUGGGAUUUCUUGUGUGAUUUUCACAAGCCUGCAAGGUACAGUAACAUCUAAUGCACAAACAUUUUUUGUCUGGAAUCAAAAGCACUUUUCUGCAAUAGGUUGUUGAUCUUAUCUUGUAAUAAUGUAAUACUUUUAAUACGGUUUUGGCUUUUCAAAGAAGUUUAUUGUAAGGGGCAGUGAAUUUUUCAAGGGCUGUAUAGUACUACCUUUAGUUGUCCCAAUUACCUACUUCACUUUGGAAUGUAACGUGUCGCUGUACAGGAUAAGCAGUUAGUUCAGUCUCUGUUGAUAGCAAUAUCUGUUUGUCUUACUUUUAGUAAACUAGAAACAUCCAUAACUUGAAAGCCUCAAUCUAAGAGUACCUUAGUUUCCUUUUGUGUCUACAUGAUGCCCCCUUUGUACUCUUAUAGACAGAUACUUAGACUGUAUCUAAAGGGAAGGAAUUGCCACAUUAUCAGCACUUAUUAACUUGUAUUUCCUUUACAGCAAAGUUCCAGCUUUUCUUCAUGUGACAGAUAUUGCUGGUCUAGUGCAAGGGGCACACGAAGGCCAGGUUUGUAUGUCUUUAAAAAUAGGAAACAUUCCUAUUUACUUCAAUGUGCUUUCUUCUCUUCUUCUUACUUAACUGAUUUUGAUUGUUUUAUUAAUGCUGCAAUAAGAAUCAAUGGACAUAAUGAAUUGACAUGCUCUUUUUGACACCUUGAUUAUUCUUACUAACUAUCUCAGUUUAGCUAUCUGUUAAUAAUUAGCAAACAGCUAAACUGGGCUAUUAUCUAUUGAUUUGUUUUGAUAUUGAACUGUAAAACUAGGUACUUCUUACUUGUACUUUUAUGGUAAGCAAAGAGGGGGCAGAUCUUUCUUGAGUAAAAAAGGCUAAUUUAACAUAAAGUAAGCCAACCUUUUAACACCUCAAACCUUGCAUCUGAGUUGCUCCGUUCUUCUGUUGGUGCCUUUAUUGGCAGUACGAAAUCAGAAAACUGAAUUGAGAAUGUUCAAUUCCCCUCAACCUACUAAUUGAAUACCUUGGAAACUGAUAUUGUAGUGACAGCCCUGGGUUAAGGUUCAAACCUUGUAAUUUCGUUGUUUUGAAACCAAGUUACCUUUACUCCACUAUGUUUCUCCUGACCUAGGUGUAUAAUAGGUACCAGUAACUUACUGCUGGGGUAACCUGGCAGCUGAAAGGGUGGUAGCAUUACUUGUUGGUGCUUCGUGCCACAAAAACUGGGUUAAGCUCCAGUUGUGUGUUCCCCAUUGGCUCAUUUGUGCCCUAACCUUGUUUAUUCCACCUACCGUGAACAGCUGUAAUGUAUUAGUAGUAUUAUAAUACUAUUAUUAGUGAUAUAUGGAGCGUACAGUUUUUGAGACUGGUUAUAUUGUCACCUGUAGGGUUUAGGGAAUGCCUUUUUGUCUCAUAUUUGGGCGUGUGAUGCUAUAUUCCAUAUGAUACGUGAGUACAAUUAAGUCAUUUUUUCAUUAUGUAACAUUCUCUGUAUAAUAAGUUGUACUGAUAAUGUAUAAUUUUGAUUUGAUGUGACAAGGUGCAUUUGAGGGUGAAGAUGUAACUCAUGUAGAAGGAGAUGUAAACCCUGUGCGAGACCUGGAAAUCAUCUCAGAGGAAUUGAGGAAAAAGGUAGAGUAACAUGAAAAUACAAAAAUAAUAUUUUCUGUACAUUCUACAAGAGGUCUUCUUCUUCUUGUCAGGUAUGGAGAUCACAUUAUUUUUACAAUCAACACAUUACCUUUUUUUUCUUAAGGAUGAAGAAUACCUAAAAGAUAAAGUUGUAAGUAUCAUUGUUUUAAGUCUUCCAGUUUAUCUUACAGUACAUGAUAAUUUAAACUUAUUAGUAUAAUGGCAUUAGCUCCCACAAGUCUCUUGUUGCCCAGUGGUAGAGCAUUUGGACUAGUAACCAGAAGGUGGAUGAAACCUAUUCAGCAAAUUAUUAUAAGGUGGCAAUCUGACUGAUUAAAAUAAUUUCUAUCAUUUUGUUGUAUUUUUAGAGCAACAUGGAAAAGACAGUAGUGAGAGGUGGAGAUAAAAAGAGACUAGGAGAAUUUGUAAGUGAAUCUAAAUUCAUUUCCAACUCUACUUUUUUGAAUAAGGUGGCUAUUAAUCAUUUGCUUUUGUUACUUGUAGGAAAGCCUAAAAAAAAUAUAUCACUCUGUCUCAGAGGAUAAAAAGCAUGUUAGGUUUGAAACAUGGGAUACAAAGGAAGUGAGUGUAUAAUAAUAUUGUUGCAAAGGAAACUUCACCUUUAAAUAAUAAUUUAAAUAAUUUAUUGCUAGCUUACUACUCCUUCUUGGCUAAUUAAAAAGCCAGCACUGUUACUUUUCUCUUUCAUCCCCCUGCGAAGUUAUCAUGUUUAGUUUUACCUUGCAUUAUAUAUUUUUCCACUCUUGCACAUUUUUACUGUACAAGUGUUGAACUGUUCUUAGUCCCCUAUUUUUCUUUGUGAUUGUCAAGAGCAGUCACCGAUUUUGAGACACUUUCAUCUUGUUUUUGUGUGGUGAUUGAAAUCUGGAGAGAUAUGGCAGCCCAUUUAAGUAAUUAUUAAGCCCUUGAUUGAAACAAUCCUUCCAAAAAUAGGGGUUUUUCAGUCAAAAAAUAGAUACAGUGGUAAAAGUGAGAGUCAAGGACCAUGUGCUCGCUCACUUGCAAAAGGCCACACAUAGCAGAUACUCAGUAAGUCUCUUUGUUUAUUUCAGAUUGAAGUUCUCAACAAGCAUUUGUUGCUCACAUCAAAACCUGUUAUAUACCUUGUGAAUUUAUCUGAGAAAGACUACAUUAGGAAGAAGAACAAGUGGUCAGUUCUUUUUUCUAAUAAUUAUUAUCCUUAAUUAUGGUCAAAACUUGUAGCUUGACUUGUGAAUGACAGAGUGUUAAAUGAAAGAAAAAACCUUUUUGCAGGUUAGCAAAGAUAAAGGAGUGGGUAGAUACAAAUGAUAGUGGAGCUGUUAUCAUUCCUCUUAGUGGAGCCCUGGAAUAUAAGGUGCUGUUUUCUUUAAUAGAAGGAGAAUUUAUCACAUCAUUAUGCAAACUGUGAACCAAACAAAAACUGGUUUAAGUAGCAUGCUCAUUUUCUUCAUAUUUUCAGGGUAUAGGAGUUGCAGAUGAUGCAUGAAUUUUGCUUUUUGUGCCAGUUUUGGAAAUUUUGUUCAUUUCAACUACACAAGUUGUUUUGUGUAUCCAUCAGUCCCAGAAAGAACUUUUCAACGCAAGCUAUUUUUGAGAACAAAAAUUAACGAUAGCAAUGAAUGACAUUUUGAUGACUCCAUGCCAUCAUUUUCAAAUUCGUGUAGUUCUUAAUUCUGUGAGUUCAAUAUGUAGGGAGUUACGUGUGAAAGUUUAGUUGCAUGUGAUUAAAAGAGAAAGUUAGGUAAAUGUUUUUGUUUUGAUAGACUCAGAUUGGGUGUUCAGUUUAGGUUUCUUUUCUUUGAUAAAGAGAAUUUCAUAAAUUAAGCAAUCCAGCUAUUUUUAUUCGUUUUUUUUUAUCCAGCUCUUAGAUAUGAGUCCAGAAGAAGCAGAGAAGUACCUUAAAGAUGCUGGAACACAAAGGUAUUAAGAACUUAGCAUUAUCUGGCCUCUGCACAACACUUCGAACAAUUCACAGGAAUGGUUCCCUAAUGGGCCUCCCUGAUGCUAGAUGAGGGAGUCCAACCAAUGGAUGAAAUAAUCUGCCAUCUAUGUAGCACUGACUUUUUUACUCUAAUUAAUGUUUUUCUGUUUCUUUUUCCAGUGCUCUUGCUAAAAUUGUCACCACUGGAUUCAAAGCUCUUCAGCUUCAGUAUUUCUUCACUGCUGGCAAAGAUGAAGUCAAAGCCUGGACAAUUUUGGCGAGUAUAAUGAGUUUUAACUGAGAACACAUGUUUUUAACUUUGUACACUUAAGCAACCUUCCACAGUUUGAGAAACUUUAAGAUAACGCAGUUUAACUCAAACCUUGCUUUUUCCGUUAUUGUGCAGCAGUAUUACCAAAUGCAAAUUCCUUUCCAGCCCACAGUCACUUACUUCUCAUGUUCGUGUAAAGGUGGUGAACAUAGCCUACAUGGGAGGCGCUUCAGCAGUCCAACUUGUUCCCAGUCAAAGCAUUGUGUUCUUUUGGGCAUGAUUUUCCCCUUUGCUGCUCCCUUGGAAAACCUACCCCUCUGGCUAUCUAUGAGAAGGCUUGUGGCAGUCGUAAGGUUUAAAAGUCUGCUCUUUGUCACUGCGUAGAUACUGGUGUCUUACACUCCCUAUUGUUUCUCAGUUCCACCAAUUCUCACUUUCAACCGUUUUGGCCACUUUGUUUAAAACUACUAACACGAGAAGGAAAAUCAAGUAUGGAGGAGCCUAGAGUUUAUAGAUUGAAAAAGCCAUGGUCACAGAAGUCUAGAGGGCAUUUAUUUGUUUUAAACUUUUUAUUUUGGGGGUAAUUUUUACAGAAAGGGACGAAAGCACCUCAGGCAGCUGGUAAGAUUCAUACUGACUUUGAGAAAGGCUUCAUUAUGGCUGAAGUGAUGAAAUUUGAUGAUUUCAAGGAGCAUGGCUCUGAGACGGCAGUCAAGGUUAGUGUUACAGUUCUUAAGAAAGUAGGCAUGAUAACUUAGAAUAGUUGUCUUAACUAGUUUGAAAGGACCAACUUAUGAGACAGCUUUCCUCAUUUUUGCUGUAGUUUAAAUUUUCAUUGGUUUCAGAUCUAUUAAUUUGAUAGUUUAUUUUGUACAAUUAUUAGUGUCAGAGCUUUUCACCCCGAUGUAGGCACUAUGUGGUUUGUCCUUCCCUUCCCACUCCUCCGUCCUCUCUCUCCCGCCCAGAUCAACCUUUUUCACAUGUAGCUAGGAAAAGAAACCUCUGGCAAGCUUAUUUGAAACUAAACUGAAAAGGGUAUUGAACAGAGUUCUUUUGCGGUCUUGGAUUAUCCAAACUCAACUGUAAAGAGUUCAGGGAAGAAGGUACUAGUGUCCCAUCCAGUCGGGGGUGGGGAUGCGGGAUUCAGGUUACAGAAACGAGGCAAAUCUCCGGCUGUUUGGCCCUCAUUGCUUAGGUGCGCCUUUACCAAUCUCAAGGAUACCUCAACUGAACCCACCUACCUUUCUUGGUGAGUCUUAUAAUAUCUAUUUUAUUUCUUUUACAGGCUGCAGGCAAAUACAGACAGGAAGGAAAGAACUAUGUAGUUCACGACGGAGAUAUAAUAUUCUUUAAAUUUAAUGCCGGCGCUGGUUUAACAGACAAAAAGAAAGUGAAAUAACGAAAGAAUAUAAAUCAGAUUAAAUACUUAUCACCAAGUAGCGGAAUAGAAGGACGUCAAAUUAAAACACACCACUUCGGUCAUCACUGCGCUUUUAAGCAAGAAAAAAGACCUAGAGUUCUUUUGCAUGAAAUAGCAGACUUUUGAACUGGCUGAGAGAUUUCCUGUGGAUGCAGCAAUUUCUAGUAUGACAAUAUCGAAAAGAGAAGCUGUCAUGUUUA